AGAUUGAAGCAAGCGGCCGAGGCAGGAAGACAAGUGAAAAUUUCGAACAAUUUGUGCGACGAAAACCCGUGACUAAAUCGGACUGCUUGGCUGGACAGCCUCCGUCGCGAGGAACAUCGGAUUUCGCGUUGCUAGCCAGCCAGCCGAAGUGAAUAUCAGAAAGAAUUUGAUGUGAUUUGUGAUAUUUGAGAAGCAGGCGACAUUUACGACAGAAGCGGCAGCCUACUGCGACGACCACGACGACGACGACGAUAAGUGAGUGGUUGAGCGAUAGCAUCGGAAAAGUGUUUGUUGUUGGUACUCUUUGAGUCGUUCCUUCUUUUUUGGAGUUAAGUGAUUAGUGUGUUUUGUGCUGGUGGAAAACCAAAGAAAAAAAAAAAGAAGGAUACAUUAGAGUGGCUGCUGAGUUGCAAGAAGAAGAAUCAGUUACUACAGUUUUUUUUUUCGCUGUAUUGUGGAUAUCGAUUUUGUGUAAAAGUUCUCAUUUACUGGACCACUGUGGAGGCUCUGAUAAAUCGGCGGUGUAACAGCGCUGAGGAAGGACGAAAGGAUGCCUGUCAAAAAGCAAGAAGCACACCGGGCCCUUGAACUGCUCGAGGACUACCACUCGCGACUGUCCAGCCCCCAGGAUAGAGCCCUCCGCAGUGCCAUCGAGCGAGUCAUUCGGAUAUUCAAAUCGAGGCUCUUCCAAGCGUUGCUAGACAUACAGGAGUUCUAUGAACUCACCCUUUUGGACGACUCAAAAUCCGUUCAGCAAAAAACAGCCGAAACUCUGCUCAUUGCCAGCAAAUGGGAACAGGACAAUGCAGCCAAGGCAAACGAGAAUGGUAACACCACCACAGCCACUACCACCACCGCCAUCACCACCACUACCACUACCAAUCAUUUCCCAGUUCCAUCGAUAGCCAAUGGCAACAAAAAGCAACAGUCACAGCCGAACCACAAUAUCAACAUCGGCCAACAGCUACAGCAACUGCACCAAGAACUGCUCGAGAACCAGGCUAAUCGCUUGAAGCAACAGGAGCAGCAACAGCAGCAGGAACAACUAUGCAAGCAACAACAGCAACAACAGCAGCAGCAGCAGCAGCUACAGGAAGAGGAGGAAAAAGUGAUUCCCUCGAUCCUGGCUGAGUCGCCGUCGCCGUCCCGUUUCACGGGAACCAGAGUCAACACAUCAAACUCGAGCGAUUCAAAACAGCUCAAUGGCGAUUCCGUUUGGGAGUAUGAAGAUAUUGCCCUGGUUCGGGGAACGACCGGGCUGGGCUUUUCGAUAGCAGGCGGAACGGACAAUCCGCACAUCAAUCUGGAUGCGUCGAUCUACAUCACCAAAGUGAUCCCGGGCGGUGCGGCGUACGCCGAUGGGCGGCUGCAGGUCAACGAUUGCAUCGUGGCCGUAAACGAGAUGACGGUGGUGAAUGUGACCCACGGCGAGGCGGUCGAUGCCCUGAAGAAAGCCGGCGAGCGGGUAACGCUGCACAUACGAAGAAAACGGCCACCGGCGCAGGCUCCCAAGCAGGAGGAAAUCGACCUGUUCAAGGGAGGCAAGGGGUUAGGAUUCUCGAUUGCCGGCGGAAUUGGCAACCAGCACAUCCCGGGUGAUAAUGGAAUCUACGUGACGAAGAUCAUGGAAGGUGGAGCGGCGCAUGUCGACGGAAGGCUCGCCGUCGGUGACAAGCUGAUCGGUGUGAGAACUAGUGAGGGAGAGCGAAAUCUCGAAAAUGUGGUCCACGAAGAAGCGGUGGCCACGCUGAAAGCAAUCACCAACAAGGCGACGCUGAUCGUCCAGAAGACCAACAUCCUGCAAGCGCUCGCCAAUUCGAUCAACAACCUGAACUCGCUGUCGACCAAUGCGAUGAACCAGAUCGGUCAGAGCGUGGUGGACAAUGCGGUUUCGGGCGAGCUGCGGUCACAUUCGCCCAUGCUGGACAACUCCUCGUCCCGGUAUGCGUCGUCCAACUUGCUGGAGUCGGGUUUGCCGGUCGGCACACCGCGGGCGGUUAGUCAUGAGGAUAUUUCGAGGGAACCUAGGACAAUUGUUAUCCAGAAGGGCCCAUCCGGGUUGGGCUUCAACAUUGUUGGUGGUGAAGAUGGACAGGGUAUUUUUGUGUCAUACGUGCUCGCCGGUGGCGCAGCCGAUCUGGGCGGUGAGCUCAAACGUGGCGACCAGCUGCUCAAUGUGAACGGUGUCAGCUUGGCGGGGGCGUCCCACGAGCAGGCCGCUGAAGCGUUGAAGAACGCCGGUGGCACUGUUACGCUGUUGGCCCAGUACCGCCCGGAGGACUACAACCGUUUCGAGCAGCGGAUACAGGAACUGAAACAGCAGGUUGUGGCCGGUACCGGAACUUUGCUGCGAACAUCACAGAAGCGGACACUCUACGUGAGGACGCUGUUCGAUUACGAUCCGAAUCGAGACGACGGUUUGCCGGGCCGUGGCCUCCCCUUCCGGCAUGGUGAUAUUCUGCAUGUGACGAAUGCUUCGGAUGACGAGUGGUGGCAGGCCCGGCGCGUGAUUGGCGACGACGAGGAGGAAAGCAUCGGAAUUGUGCCGUCGAAACGACGGUGGGAACGGAAACAGCGGGCACGCGAUCGAAGCGUCAAGUUCCAGGGCCAUGCCGGGGGAAAUAUGGAGAAGGUUUCGACUCUCGAUCGGAAGAAGAAGAACUUUUCGUUCUCGCGGCGGUUCCCGUUCAUGAAGAGCAAGGACGACAAGAACGAGGACGGCUCGGAUCAAGAGCCGAAUGGCAAUGUGUGUGAUCAGAAUAAUCAUGAUUCCGAGCAACCUUUCAUGCUUUGCUACACACAAGACGACGCAAACGCCGAAGGGGAAAUAAUCUACCGCGUGGAGUUACCCGACAUGGAGCAGAUAACUCUAAUUUACCUGGAGAAUAAUGAUGCUGAUUCCGAAGAGAACAUCCUCUCGUACGAGUCGGUCCAGCGCUUGCAGAUCGGCUACACCCGACCGGUGAUUAUCCUGGGUCCACUGAAGGAUCGCAUUAACGAUGACCUCAUUUCGGAGUAUCCGAACAAGUUCGGUUCGUGCGUUCCUCAUACCACACGGCCGAAGCGGGACUACGAGGUGGACGGCCGGGACUAUCACUUUGUGGCGUCGCGGGAACAGAUGGAGAAGGACAUCCAGAAUCACCUGUUCAUCGAGGCGGGCCAGUACAAUGAGAACCUGUACGGCACAUCGGUGGCCUCGGUCCGCGAGGUGGCGGAGAAGGGUAAACACUGCAUUCUGGACGUGUCCGGUAAUGCGAUCAAGCGGUUGCAGGUGGCGCAGCUCUACCCAAUUGCCGUCUUCAUCAAGCCGAAGUCGGUGGAAUCGAUCAUGGAAAUGAACCGACGGAUGACUGAGGAACAGGCCAAGAAGACUUACGAGAGGGCACUCAAGAUGGAGCACGAAUUUGGCGAAUACUUCACAGCACUCGUACAAGGCGACACGAUCGAGGAGAUCUACAGCAAGGUGAAGAACGUAAUCUGGUCCCAGAGUGGCCCAACGAUCUGGGUGCCCUCGAAGGAAUCUCUAUGACCUCAAGCGAAUAUCACGUGGACGCUGCCACCAAAUAUGCGCGCCCGGCCCGUUUCGCGAUCCGGCUACCACCAUUGACGGUAACCCCGAGAUAACUGCGGAUAAGAGUAGCAUGAACAACUCACACAAAA
Ochlerotatus camptorhynchus is the source of this 3660-nucleotide messenger RNA. It is a transcript of the gene dlg1, whose product is annotated as discs large 1. The transcript is spliced from 20 exons. Gene Ontology annotation, cellular component: postsynaptic density membrane; basolateral plasma membrane; neuromuscular junction. Lineage: Eukaryota; Metazoa; Arthropoda; Insecta; Diptera; Culicidae. The record is from RefSeq and is a predicted model, not a curated record. Bases 551 to 3529 code for a protein of 992 amino acids. Gene Ontology annotation, molecular function: kinase binding. Gene Ontology annotation, biological process: embryo development; receptor localization to synapse; chemical synaptic transmission.